Xyrichtys novacula (pearly razorfish) is the source of this 2268-nucleotide messenger RNA. NCBI's taxonomy places the organism in Eukaryota, Metazoa, Chordata, Actinopteri, Labriformes, Labridae. The record is from the annotation of a GenBank genome assembly.
AUGGAUAAACAGCCUACGGCGGUGUUUCGAAAUGUGGGGCAGUCUUACUUCCCCCAAACCAGAGUGGAGUGUCACUACAGUCUGACCUCUGAGCACCGGUGGAGCAGCUGUGACUGGAUAGGAAUAUUUGAGGUAUUAUAUUCCAGAUAAACUCCAUUACUAUUCUGUAACUUUAGAUUAAAUAAAUCUAGAUAAUGAUACAGUCAUGUUAGUGAUGUGAAUCUGAAGUAUUUUUGUCGCUAUGCAGGUGGGCUGGUCUUCUGUGAAGCAGUAUUAUACAUACACAUGGGUUCUUGUUCCUGAAAGCUACGCAGAGGGGACCAAUGUCAACUGCUGCGCACUUUUCCAUUGUAAGAAUUCAGUAAAAUUUCUCAAACAGGUCACAAAAGUAGGAGAGAGAGAGAAUGAGAGAUAUUGACAGACAGUAAGAAUGAAACAGCAAUAAGAAGUUAUUAGCAUCAAUAAGAGUAAUAGACUUGAAUUUAUCUAAUGAUGAGCUCAGGAAUGAUCAUUUAAGUAUGACCAUAAAUAACUCUAACACUUUUAAGUCAUUUCAAUCAAUCAAUCAAAUCAAUUAAACUUUAUUUUUAAAGCACUUUUCAUACAUAUAAUGUAGCACAAAGUGCUGUCCAUUCAAGCAAGAUAUUAAAACAAUUAAAUAAAACAAAUAAAAAUACAAAUACCAAACCCCACCUACCCACCCAACCCCCAUUUAACACAUACAGCACUCACACGCUCACACACACACACACACACAGAUGCAUACACAAAAGACCAGGGUGAGGACUCUUCAACUUGCCACAGAUGACUGAGGAAACACUGGAUCUAGGACUAAAACAAUAAAACCAUGAUAAAAUAUAAUAAAGGCGAUAAAGCAUUAAAAGUUAAUUAACUGAAACAGUCUUAAAAUCAAAAAAUAAAAGAAAGUAAAUUAAAAAAGUGGUAAUAAAACACAAAAUUGUUACUCUACAACUAAAAAAGGGUAAAAUCACAUAAUGCAGAUUAAAAGAUUAAAACAAAAUUUAACUAAAUGCCAAACUAAAGGGUAGGUCUUGAGUUUACUUUUAAAAAUACAAACAGUAGGUUCAUAUUUAACAAGAUGAACAAAAAAAAGGAUGACAGAAGCUCAGUGUAUUGAGUUCCUCAUUUAUCUGAACCAGUAACAGCAUAACCAGGAUUAACAGUAAAGCCUGAGGCAGUCCUAAUAAUAAUCCUCAUAAAAGGCAAGUUUAUCUUAAAAGAAGAGAUUCUGAUGUCUAGACUCUAGGACACAAAAGAAGCCACAAAUGAGGGGCCUUUCCUCCCAGAAAAUAUUAACACACAAUCAACAAACAACCGUAAAUGUUAGUUUCACGUAUGAACACACACGGUGUCAUGAGUGGUAUAACUAACAUCUUGUAUUUUUGGUGUCUUGUUGUAACAGCUUUCUACUUACCUCACCCCAGUCCAAAGGAGUACCAGUUUGUAUAUGUGAAUAAGGAUGGAGAAGCAUGUGCCUUUAGUCGCUCUUUCACUUUCUGUGCGCCAAAGCCAUUGGAGGAGCUCGAAACUCUGAAAGAGGAGAAAGGGGAAGAGGAAGAGGAGGAUGGAGAGGAAGAGUUGCUUCUGGUUAUCCCAAGGGCUCAACUGCUUCAGGUUGGAAUGAAAAGGAUAACACCUUUUAAUCACGGGUUGUGCUACUAUUUUUAACUGUAAAAGAACACUGAACUUCAUUCAUUUUACAUCAAAGUGCUAAGAACCCCUUUCACUCCCUGUGCUGUUGGCAGAGUCAGUUGGAUGAAUGCUUGAAAAGACAGGCAGAUAUACAACAGGCUCUACAGGAGGCCAAGGAGGAGGCGGAAAAUGAACGAGAACACAACAAAAUAGCAAAGAUGGAGUGGGAGCUGGAAAGAGAAGCGAUGAAGGGAGAGAUCACUGAGCUCCGCGACAACUUAAGAUAUAACAGUGACACGCUGAAGAAGAUGGAGGGAAAACACAAGGUAGACCCAGUUCACCAAACCAGAUCUCCAAUCAUCUCCACAAUACUCAUAAUGUGUAAUCAUUUUCUUCUGUUCUCAUCAUACUAAGGAUGUGAGAUACAGUCAGGAAAAUUUGACCUAUGAGCUGAGUAAACUCAUGGCUGAGAAAGCAGAGAGCGAACAGCGAGUCAGAGAUCUGGAGGAGGAUAUGAAGGUCCUGACCAGCCAGGAGAAAGCGGAAAACACUGAACUGGAGAGGAAAGUUUUCCAGACAUCAAACAUUUUAGUUUAUAUAUAUCCUGAAACCUGA